AUGCCGAGUGAACAAGGUACGGAACUCAACCUCAACGAGCUAGUAGGCAAUCUACUAGCCGAAACUGAGGGUAUUCCAUCCUUAGAGGAAACUCAUACAACCGAUGACCAUGAUAAUUUGAAACAAGAUGGCUCUGAUAAUAAGGAGAUUAAUAAUAAUGAUAAUGUCGAUCAUAAUAACAAUGAUAUAGGAAACGAUGACAUUUUGCCCGAUCUUUUGCCUAUGUCUCAACUUCCGCCUAUGUCUCAACUUCCGCCCGUUGAACACACAUCUGACCACGACCUUGCAAGCAUGGUUUCUCAGGCGAUACAUAGUAUGAAUGACAAUGCUGACAAUAUACAUGAUAAUGGAGAUCUCGAAGGAGAAAAUGACACAGAUUUACAUAGUAAGGAACAGGAAUGGGCAAAUAUUUUACGACAAGGAAUUCUUCAAGCUGAUCAAGAAAUGCAAGAACAUCAACAAGCACAACAUGAACAACAUAACACUUCUGAAUAUCAAGAAUCUGCCGCACAACCAACGGAUGAUCAAGUGCUAGACCAAGAUGACGAGAAUCUACGACUUGCUAUUUUGGACUCUUUGCAACACCUAGAACAAGAGAAGAAGACAAAGAAGCACUCUAAGAAGGACAAAAAGUCAAAGGAGAAGAAGAAGUCUAGUAAGAAGACCGAAAAGGAAAAAGACAAGUCGAAAGAGAAGGAAAAGAGUAAAAAGAAGGAAAAAAAGUCAAAAGGUAAGAAAAGUGCUACCGCUAAUGAUAGUGACAUUCUAAACUUUGAAGAUGUUAUAAAAGGUUUUAUGGAACAGACAGAAUCAGUUCAACCUCCUGCCGUAACUCAAGUGGAGAAUAAUGCCCCUAUGGGAGAUGCAGAAACUCAAGCUUUAGUUGAAGCUACAUUAAAGGCAUUCGAGAAUCAAUUAUUGGGCAACUCAGCUUCCACGAAACCAAAAACGACGGUGAAGAAAACACAAAAAACCAGUAGUCAUAAAUUUACCAAGUCAUUACCACCUCCACUUCCGAUGCCCUUCUUCCCAAUUACACAGAAGCGAAAGGUCAAACCAAAAUCUGCCAAGAAGGCUUCAAAGGAAAAACAUGACAAGGAACCAAAGGCAGAAGACACGUCGACAAAGAAGAAGAAGGCCAGCAAAAAGAAAUCCAGUCCAAAGGAUGACUACAAUGAAGAUGAGUUUUCCAAAGCUUUGGCGGAAAUGGUUAAUCAAGUUGUCAAUACUUCGUUGGUAGAUAGCGCACAACCGUCACAAACACAAACAACUGACGUUUCAAAAACAGCAAAGACUUCUAAGAAAAAGAGCAAACAAAAGUCCAAGGAUAAAAAGACUGAAAGUUCAAGUGAAAAGGCUAAGAGCAAAGAAAGUAAAAGUUCUUCUAAGAAGGAAUCUUCACCUAAGAAGAAGCAGGAUACGAAAGUAAUACCGUUAGAUCCGGAACUUUUCAAAGAAAGUGUUCCUCACGUUGAUACCAAUAAUGAAUCAUCAAAAGACACAACGGAUGUGUCUAACCUAAACAACGACGAUACCCUUGAUCUACAUCAAAUCAUGCAAAAUGCAAUGUCAAUGGCUUUUCAAGAACAAGUCCAAAAUCCUUUGCCUUCCUCAGUUAUGGAAAGAUUUGACAAAGAACUCGCGGCAAAUCAAUAUUUAGAACCAUUAUCACGAAAAUCUGUGACUGAUAGGUCCGUUAUUCGAUCAAGAUAUGUUCCUCCUAAAAAGAAGAAGAAAGAAAAGAAGAAAGGAGAACUCAAAUUCAAUAAUAUUCAUGGCGGUCUUACAUCAACAAAGUUCAAUUUAUCGAAAAAACACGCUAUUGGAUCUAAGAUAGUUUUAUUUAAGCCACAGAAGAUAAAGCAAGAGCUUGAGAGUAAUUCUCCUAAAACUGAAAAAGAUAGAUGGAGAAAGAAGUUCAGCAGAAUUUGUAAGGAAUGUGCGAAGAAGGGUAAGAAAUGGAGUAUAGAGAGACGCAAGAAACUCAAAGAUGAAGAGAAAGCCGAGAGGAAUAGGCUCAAGCUUCAACGGAAAGAACUCAAAGAGGAACAAAAGGCCAAAAGAGAGUUGGAAAAGAAAGAACUUGAGGAAAUUGUCGCCAAGGGUCCUCCAUACCCAGAGGAUCUAUGUCUAACUAGUUCUGGUCGUCCUAGAAAGCCUUAUAGGAGAUACACUCCGGAAGAAAUGAUGCAACGUGCUGCAAUGAGUUCCGAAGAAUUAAUUGCAUUUGAUAGAUCAAAUGAUGACAUUGCACAAGAAAAGAGAGAACAACAAAAAAAUAAUUCUGUAAUGAAACUGAAGCAGUUGACUUUGUUCAAUCCUAAUUUGGCUUACUCUGGCCAGAGGUUGAAUGACUUGAAGUCUUCAAUCAAAAAGGUCAGAAAAUCUUCCUCCGGAACGAUUUCCAGCCAGAAAAAAUCCAAGCGGCGCCAUGCUUCUGUAUUUGAUCCAACAGCUAAAACAGUUGUUCACAGGGAGAAAAUACCUUUCCAUCCUCCUUGGCAGAUACCUGUAAAUCCUCCUUUUGCUUUGCCGGUCGCAAGAAGGAAAAAACAUCAUAGCUUGGAGAAGAUGUCCAGACGGAAAAGGGCACUGUAUCAAAGAACUUUAAUAUCUAACACUUUAUUACCGAUCCUCCACACCUUACGAGCAGCAGCAAAGGCAACUGCUUCCGCGGGUGUAGAUCCUGAAAGAAGUAGGGAACAUUUGAGAUCAAUGUUGUAUCAAGCAAGAUUAACAAUAGCAGAUACUCUUCAAAAAGCACGGUCCGCUAACAAGACAGCUGAAACACCUGAAGAAGCUAAGGAAAAUAAUGAUAAACUGGCUGAAAAGCCCAAUAUACCAAUACCAAUCAUGAGAGCGACGCUGAAAGUUAAAAAGGAAGAGCCUGUGACAAAUCUUUUCAAUUCCAACAGUGAUUUGUCCGAAAAAUCAACCAAGGAAUUAAAAUCUGAUGAUGUUCAGAUAAUCAGUGAGUCUGAUGACACUUCUACAACUAAGGCAAGAAAAAUAGACGAAAAAGAUUCUUUGAAGAUUGGGUCCAAGCGAACAUUAAAUGAUGCUGCGGAUGACUCUGAUAUCAGACAAAAUGUCACAGAAGUCAUCAAUAAACUUUCAACUUUAAUACCUUCAUUAAGCAAAGCAAAUUCAUUACCUCUUAUGGCGCCUCCUAAGAAAAAACCGAAAUCAAUGUUAAACAUGGAUGAGGUUAAGAUUCCAUUAAACAAACCUAAGAGUUCUUCAACACCCAAUUCAACUAGUAUUACAAACUCUGGUGCUCCUCGGCCUAUACCAAUAGUGAAAAUGGAAGAAAACACAAACAAUGACUCCAGCUUGUUAAGCGAAGAUUCUGAGGGAAUGAUACCAUCAACGAUAAAUAGUGACCAACCAAAAAACGAAGAUACUAAGGUACGGUUUAAAUCACCAGCAAUGCAAGUACCUAAGAAGACUGCAGACCUUUUCAAUAAGUACAGCUUUUCACUACCUACUACAAAUGCAGUUGGUAAAACUGUGAAAUCUAUACAGGUGAUGAAACGGGUUAAAGACUAUCUUCCAGCAGAAGACAUCACAAGGUUAAAGAAAGUCAAGGAGACUUAUAGAAAAAGAAAGUGGAGACUUGCAAAUUCAGAUAAGAAUAAAGAUUUGGAACUAAGAACUAGAAUAAAAAUGGCUGCUCGAAAGCAGUUUGGAGACUCAGACAGUGAGGAAAAGCAGAAGUGGAUUGCAAAAGAAUAUGAAAUUCGUAAGGUAAAACUAGAGUUAGACCCAACUACAAAAUCCAAUUCAGCAGUGAUGGUGACUGAUGAAGAAAUAUUAAAUAUCAUUGCGGUGUCUCUCGACAAACUAGAUGUAGCCAGAACCAUUGAACACGAUAUUCAAGAGGAGGUAAAAAAUAACGGUGUGCUACAAAGGAAAAAGCCGUCAAAGAAACCUAAUACUAAAAUCCAAACCUCCAUCAACGAUUCUGUCAAGCUUCCAAUUAUUCCCAUGGCUCAAAAGAAUACUACUGCUUCAUCUACACAUAUUGACAAGUCUAUAACGUCUGCUUCUCUUGUAGCCGCGGAACACCUAGCCGAACAUGUCUCAGAACAGGUACCUGAGAAUAGAAUUGAUCCCAGUUUGGCCGCUAAACGUCCGAGAGAAGACGAGGAAUCCGAGACGAGUCUAAACAAAGAAACCUUACCAUCACCAAAGAAAGCAUGCAUGAACAUUUAG
Molecule: messenger RNA, 4215 nt
Organism: Kluyveromyces marxianus DMKU3-1042
Lineage: Eukaryota; Fungi; Ascomycota; Saccharomycetes; Saccharomycetales; Saccharomycetaceae
Gene: SPP41
Product: Spp41p
Exons: 1
Coding region: 1-4215 (1404 amino acids)
Source: RefSeq, a predicted model, not a curated record